This is a messenger RNA of Chenopodium quinoa (quinoa), 1817 nucleotides long. RefSeq names its product TPR and ankyrin repeat-containing protein 1-like. The record is from RefSeq and is a predicted model, not a curated record. The coding region runs from base 60 to 1817 and encodes 585 amino acids. NCBI's taxonomy places the organism in Eukaryota, Viridiplantae, Streptophyta, Magnoliopsida, Caryophyllales, Amaranthaceae. The transcript has 5 exons.
CUGUCGGUGUAGUGAAACACUUGAUUUCUGUUUCUGAUGGUAGGGCAUUAGAGCUUCCCAUGGAAGUGACAGACAACGAGUGGGAAAUAAUUCAUUACCCAAGAAGCUCUUUUGUGUUAGGAAGGUCUGGCACUGGAAAGACCUUGGUGUUAGUCACGAAACUAUUUCAGAAAGAACAACUAUAUCACAUGGCUUUGGGUGGUUCUGAUGAGGUACAUGGCGAUGCUUCCUUGUGUGAUGACCCAUCAAUUAAGCUUGAGGGUAGAAGCGCUAUUCUGCGACAACUGUUUGUAACAGUUAAUCCGAACUUGUGCCAUACAGUAAAACAACACAUCUCCAAUCUUCAAAGCACUGUUCGUGGAGAAAUCUUGAAUAAGGAAACCUGCAUCCAAGUUUAUGAUGAGACGCAACUAUUUGAAGAUAUUCCUCACUCUUUCUGGGAGAUCCCUGCUGAGUCAUAUCCUCUUGUGAUAUCUCUCAAGAAGUUCCUGCUCAUGCUGGAUGGUACAAUAGGUACCUCAUAUUUCCAUAGAUUUGUGAAAACUAGACAAACUUGUAGCUUAAAAUCAGUUGAGCUGCAAAUGAUGGAAAGGAAAGAAGUAAGCUUUGAUAAGUUUAGUGUCUCAUACUGGCCUCACUUCAAUUCGACUCUUACAAAGGAUCUUGAUCCUUCAAGAGUUUUCACUGAAAUACUCUCUUGUAUAAAAGGUGGAAUAAAAGUUGAACAGGGUAGACUCACUUUAGACAGUUAUAUUCAAUUGUCUGACUGCAAAAAGUCAAGCUUAAGUAGGAACGAGAGGGAGGCCAUAUAUGGUAUAUUCUUGUGCUAUGAGAAGAUGAAGCUUACAAGAGGUGAGUAUGAUUUGUCUGAUGUAGUGAAUGAUCUUCAUCAUCGGUUCAGCCAUCAAAGGUAUGAAGGUGAUGCCUUGGAUUUUGUGUAUAUAGAUGAAGUUCAAGAUUGGACUGUGCGGCAACUUUCUCUUUUAAAAUAUGUUUGCAAGAAUGUCAAAGAAGGUUAUGUGUUUGCUGGUGAUACAGCUCAAACAAUUGCCCAAGGUGUAGAUUUUAGUUUUGAUGAGAUCAGAAGCUUUUUCUAUGUCAAUUUUCUCCAAGGCCCGUGUGUGAAAACUAGUAAACAGGAUCAAGGAAACAUCUGCCCAAUUUUUGUGCUGAAUCAAAACUUUCGAUCCCAUGCUGGGAUUUUAAAGUUAGCUCACAGUGUCAUCAAACUUAUCUACCAUUUCUUUCCAUACUCAAUUGAUAAGGUUAAUCCAGAGAAUACUGUCAUUUUUGGAGCUGAACAAGUUAUUAUUGUACGAGAUGAAAGUGUGAGAAAUGAAAUGCCAAGCCAUGUAAAAGGACAUGCACUUGUGCUCACGGUAUUUGAGUGCAAAGGCUUGGAGUUUAAGCUUAUCCCUGUGACAUGUUUAUCAUCACAGGACGUUCUCUUGUACAACUUCUUUUCAUCAUCACCUAUUAGAGAACAUUGGAGUGUAAUAUAUAAAUAUAUGCAAGAGAAGAACCUUGGCUCAUCAUUUCCACAUUUUCCAAAGUUCAAUCAUGCAAAACAUAGUGGUUUGUGCCAUGAAUUGAAGCAACUAUAUGUGGCCGUCACCCGAGCAAAGGAAAGAUUAUGGAUCUGUGAGAGCCAUGGUAGUCAUGCAGAACCUAUGGCUAAUUACUGGAAAAAAUUGAAUCUGGUCCGAAUUAGACAGUUUGACAAUUCAUUAGCUCAGGAAAUAAUAUUUCCCAGCUCUAAGGAGGAAUGGAAAUCGCAAGGUUUCAAGGUGUCACCAUCAGUGUGUGGUGUUAUCUGA